AAAAUGGCGACAGCCCAUCCACAACUAUACGUAGUUUUACCACUGCGACGGACUGAAAACUAGUUGACUAAUUAACUGUUUAUAGUACUGUGGAAAAGAACGAUGGUCCUUUGCAAGUUAGUCAUUCCUUAUUCCAACAAGUUUCACCAACAUGAAAGUUCCGUUGAUGUUUUUCCUCAUUCGGAUAAGUUUUUACGACAUAUAUUCCCCUUGAUGAAAAUGAUAGAUCACAAUCGUCGGUCCACUACAUUAUUUUUUUUCCGGCGUGCUUCCUUUCCUUGCCCUAUAAACAGAGGAAGUCACGUUACACUAAUUACUUCACCGUGCAAAGAGUUGAGAAAACCUGGCGCAGCAGAAAUUCCAUAGCUAGUUCAGAGCUUGAAUCGUCACGAAAUUUCCAGAUGACGACGACCAAGACAAAAGGUUUUACCAUACUCUUGUGCGUCGUGGCGUCACAAGCGACCUUAUUGUACAGUUUCGGAUACGACAUGGUGGUGGUGCUUCUUUCCACCCCCACCACGAUGGAAGAGGAUCUCGGGAUGACGGAGAAUGAAGGGCUCCACUUUCGCAACGCUACAAAAUGGUUGUUCUUCGUCGCGUGCUUCGUUUCGGGGUUUGUGGCAGAUUUUCUUGGCCGUCGCUCGACGCUGAUCUUAUCAGGAACCCUGUCGUUCGUAGGGUUCCUGAUAAUGUCGUUAGCGGUUUCGUAUGGCGUCCUCAUCGCAGGCAGAAUCAUCUCCCUCGUCGGAAUCGGGUUAGGACUCCCAGUCGCACCUCUCUACAUCGGGGAGGUCGCGCCCCCGAGCCGACGAGGAUUUCUCAACUCCAUCCCCGAGGUUUUCUGGUGCUUGGGCAUCUUUCUGGCUGUCGUGACACGUGCUGCAGUUCGCGAUCUAUCGGCGAGUUCACAGUGGCGGGGACUGGUAGGCGUCGCUAUCGUCCCGUCCUUGAUUCUGGGGGUCGGCAUGAUACUCAUGCUGGAAUCCCCCAGUUGGUUGGUCAGGCGAGCUCGAGUCGCGGAUGCAAAAGCCACACUCCAGAGGACACUGAAAACAUCCGAGGAAGUCGACGAGAGGCUCCUCCAGUUGAGAACGGCAGCACGAAUCCUGCCAACAAUCGGGGACGAGAAUUUCGAGGCGAUCCCCCAGGACAUUCAAGUCCUGGCGAUCCUGCAGGAGAUUCGUCGCCCGGCGACAAAUUUCACAUUGAAAGUGCUCUUCCUCUCCAACUUGACUCCCCACCUGGUCCAACCAAUGGCUGGUACGGACCUACUGACAUACGAGUCUGUGCUGAAGUUCGGCCUCCACGGUCCGUUCGCACCCAUGGAUUUUCUACUGGACCAACUCCCCUUUCUUUUCGGGAGGUUGUUGCCCAUCUUGUUCCCGAUGCUCGUGUCAGAUGUCAUCGGGCGACGAAAACUGAUCUGGCUGAGCAUGGUGCUGGUGACGGUCUCGAUGGUCGCCAUGAACGUAUCGUUCAUGGCACUUGACCAUCGAUUCUUCGACUCGGGAGUUGCCGAGCGGAUGAGCAAGUGGAGUAUGGUUGCGGUUUUCGGGUCGUUUUCAUUGGGCUUGGGCCCGAUGACUUGGGUGCACACCUCGGAGGUCCUGCCUUUCAAGGUAAGGGCCCAAUUGAUAGGGAUGACCGUGGUGGUAAAUAGGCUGAUCUGCCUGGGCCUAACCUACCUAAAACCAAUCACGGAUCGGUGGACCAAGGACUUGUUGUUCUUGAUUCUCAACUUGGUGUUGCCUUACAUGGGACAAAGGUUGUGCCGAAAACACCUUAUGGAAACGCGAGGGAAAUCUUUGGAAGUGACGGACCUGCUUAUUAGUCCCACCUUGGAUCUAAAUUUGGGCCAUGUGCGCUUCAACUUCUGACCUUUAUUUUCGGGUCGUUCUCUUUGGGCCAACUGGCCCAUUUGUACAGUUUUCUUUUGGAUUUUGUACAGUUGUCUCAUUAGAAGCUGUAUUUCUUGAGAAGCUCUACAUCUUCUAAGAGGUUAGACAAAACUACUACCUUGUUUCUGGUUAUAGAUUCUGCAGUGGAAAUCAAAAGCACUAGCCUAGCUAUAGAUACCGUCGUAAAAGGUGCUUUGUUUAUAUGUAUAAACAAAGCACCAUUUCUUACUCGCAAGCUAUUUUAUGAUUUUAUUCAAGCUAAUUACUCAUUGGCAGUGAGUGAGAUCCGGAAAGAACACUAUAGGUGCUUAUACUUAGAGGUGGUAAAUGGAUUGAAUUUAUGAAUCUAAGGAUUUGUGGAUUGAAAUGAAUGUAUGAAUGAAUCCAUGGAUUCGUAGAUUGAACUCCUAAAUUCAUGUGUCAUCUACUUUUUUGGACCAUUUUGUAAACUUUUAAAAGUUUUGGGGCACUAAAAUGUCAUACUAGAGGUAUGGCAUUGUAAUUUUGAAGUAUAUUUGUUGUAAAAAUACAAAGUUUAGGUACCUAAUUGUAAGAUUUAAGAUCGAGAAAGAGAAAUUAGUUAAGGCUUUAACUAAUUAUUAAAGGGGUAGAAGUGGAAGAAGAUGAACAAAUACAUAAGUAAGAAAGUAAGGAUAUCGAUUGAUUUGUCUUCAUCAAUAAGUUGAAAAGAAAUUAAAUUAUUGGAGAAAUUGUGUAAAAAAGAACUUAUUUAGAUUCGACUCGUUGGCCGGAAUGACAAAUGGAGUUGGAGUAAUAUCAGUUGCCUCUAUUAAAUGAUAUUUCACUUUUAUUAUAUUACAAAAUAAAUUGAAAUAGUGCCG
Molecule: messenger RNA, 2740 nt
Organism: Linum trigynum
Lineage: Eukaryota; Viridiplantae; Streptophyta; Magnoliopsida; Malpighiales; Linaceae
Source: the annotation of a GenBank genome assembly